AAUCAUAGUUGGCUUUCAUAUUUUCACCUUUUUCAUAAAUUUUUAUUAAUUCAUUCAACAUUUCUCUAUAUAUUUUUAUUAUUUCCACUUUGGAUUACAACAGUCUCUUAAGCUUCAGUGUAUUUUAUAAGCAUAAAGGAUACUCAAUCCAUUAAGCAAUACAAAUUUCCCCAGUAUAAUUUUAAGAACCGAACAAAUAGAUUUUAAACUGGAUCACUCGCACUCUAUAUUUUAUUAUCUGACAAUUCUUAUCAAAUUUAUCGGUUUACGAGCUUCAGGAUGCGUCGCAACGUCUCAGCUUCGGCAGCGAACUCGAACUCGACGGCGACACGACAACGAAAUCGUCGCCAGAAGGCUGUGAAUGUGAGUUUUACACGCAACUCGAGGAUCUUGUCACGCAUCGACAUUAUGAUCUGGAUCAAUCACACACUGAAGUCGAACAUCCCAAAGAUUGAGGAUCUGUGCACUGGCGCUGCGUAUUGCCAGCUGAUGGACAUACUUUUCCCAGGCACUGUGCGCAUACGUCGCGUUAAAUUCACGUGCAAUCAACCGUUCGAGUACAUCAACAAUUUUCGCAUCCUGCUGCAGAGCUUGAAUAUGGUGGAAGCGAGUUGUCCGGUAGAUGUGCAGCAGUUGGUGAAGGGACGCUUUCAGGAUAACUACGAGUUUGCCAUGUGGUUUCGUCUCUUCUACGAGGCCAAUUUCAAGCAAUUGCCGCCUGACUAUAAUCCGCAUAACAUACGCGAUUCGGUACCAAUUUCCAUUGGACCGUCGCCAAUGUUGUCUCCGCCUGUGGCGACGCUGAUGCCAAAGCGCCGAUCUCUAAGCGUGCCACAGGAGAAGGCAACAACAAUGCCCACAAAGUCAACAACGAUGCAAGUGCAAAAGGAAUCCAAGGAAGAAGAGCCGCCAUUGAUGGAGUCCUCGUCGUCGGUGCAUAUAAUGCGCCGCGCCACCUUCAGUGUAGACACAAGUGGACGACUUCAUCCUAGACUAAUUCGUGACGACAACGGCCGAAUCUUUAAAUUACCCGAAAUCGAGUAGUAGCCAAUUUAGCUUCAUUAGCAAAGAGCAUGCUUACGCACCGCUGAAACUCACCACAAAAAAAUUUGACAAUGUAUAAUGUAAAUUAACCCACUGUAAUCGAUUGUGAUAUUUAGUAAUGUAAGGUAAAAAGACCCA
Messenger RNA from Drosophila albomicans, 1182 nucleotides. RefSeq names its product microtubule-associated protein RP/EB family member 3. Gene Ontology annotation, biological process: regulation of microtubule polymerization or depolymerization; spindle assembly; protein localization to microtubule plus-end. Bases 280 to 1044 code for a protein of 254 amino acids. The record is from RefSeq and is a predicted model, not a curated record. Gene Ontology annotation, molecular function: microtubule plus-end binding. The transcript has 3 exons. NCBI's taxonomy places the organism in Eukaryota, Metazoa, Arthropoda, Insecta, Diptera, Drosophilidae. Gene Ontology annotation, cellular component: spindle midzone; microtubule organizing center; cytoplasmic microtubule.